AUGUAAGGGUUAGAUUCAGGCAAGUCUCUUUACUAAAAAAAAGAAGAAUCUUAGUUAUUCACUCAGACAAAUGAAAAUCCAGAUAUCAUAAAUUCUAAGUAGUUUAAAGUAAGUAGGUUUAAUAGCUUAAAUAAAUAAAACAGCAUAAUUAGAAAAAAAACAAUAAGCUAAGUAAAUGAAAUAGAUGAAUAAAAGUUACAAAACGGAUUUCAUUCUCCUUUUACAAAUUAUGUAAGUAAUUUAGAGGAGUAACAGCAAAAAGAUAGUAUCAUCAAGACUAAUAGCUUUUGCAUUUAGAAUGAGUUUUAAUCAGAAAAUGAAGGUUCUCCAUCAUCUCAAAAAAGCAGAGGGAGAGCUAUCUAACGUUAUUCUUUUAAAGAUUUUGAUACUUUGAAUAGCAAUCCUGGUUUAAAAAUUAACGUAGAAGAUGUUUUUAGCUAUGAGUAUCUAUAGUUUAUAAAUGAUAACUCGUACAUACCUUCGGAUGGUUUUUAUUAAAAGUAAAAGCAAAAGUUGAAAAAAAUUUAGUAAUAGAAAAGCUAAAAAAAAGUGAGAGAGAGUAUCCUUUCCAAAUUUUUUAGGUAUAGGAAAAUUAAUUAAGUAGCUGAUAAUGAAAUUGAAAAUAAAGAUUACAUUGGAAAAAGAACAUAAUAUUAGGUGAAAAAAAGGAAAUAUGAUUUCAUAAUCUCUCCUGAUUCUCCAUUUAGAAUAACAUGGGAUAUUUCUAUUAUGAUGCUGAUCAUUUAUGCGAUAAUACUAAUCCCUUUUAGAGUUUCAUUUGAUCCAAAUGAUUAGUUUAGUAUGUUGGUACAGUUAGAUAAUAUAUUUGAUUUUGUUUUUUUAGGAGAUAUUCUUCUAAAUUUCAAUACUGCAAUCUAUAGAAAAGGUAAUUUGAUAAGAAAAAGAAAGUAAAUUGCUAUUGAAUAUCUAAAAAUAUGGUUUUGGAUAGAUUUAUUUAGUUCUUUUCCUUAUGAUAUGGUAGUUUAAUCAGUUAUUAAUAAAGAAGAAUAAUAACUACAGACAUAUGAUACCCAAGCUUAAGCAAAUACCAGUUCAAAUUAGUCGAAUUAAUCUUCUUCUUCUUCUGCAUAAUUUUCCUUACAAAAAGCAUAAUAAAUUAUUAGAAUUCUAAAAAUAUUUAAAAUAAUGAAAGUAUUAAAGCUAUUAAGAGUAGUAAAACUCAAGUUCAUAAUUGAAAAGCUGGUUGAAUAUCUUAAACUUUCAAAAUCUAUGUUAGGAAUACUAGGAUUUUUAAAACUCUCCUCUAUAAUAUUAUUUAUUGCUCACUGGGUUGCAUGCAUGUGGUUUUAUGUAGGAAGUUAAUUUCCUGAUAAUGGAUGGAUUGUUUCAUAAGAUUUGUAAAAUGAAACUUGGUAGUUUUAAUAUGUAACUUCAAUAUAUUGGGCAAUAACUACUAUGGUGACUGUUGGAUAUGGAGAUAUUGUUCCAAAAAAUUUAGAAGAGAGGCUGUUUGUCAUAUUUGUCAUGCUUAUGGCUUGCGGUAUUUUUGCAUAUACAAUGAAUACAAUGGGAUCUGUGCUUUCAUAGAUAGAGAGCUUUUCUUCAGAAUACAAAAAGGAAAUUUAGCAAGUGAACAUAUACUUAGACAAUAAAAAAAUUAAAUUAGAAUUGAAAAUUAGAAUAAGAAAAUAUUUAGAAUAUAUUUAUGAAAGCAAGCAGAAGAACUAGAUUGAUGAAACAAACCUCUUUUCUAAGCUUUCCUCAUCUCUAAGAAAUGAGCUUAUACAUUAAAUAAAUGAAAAAAUUAUAAAUGAUUGUCAUUUAUUCACAAAGCUAUUUAAUUAAUAAAAUAUGGAGUAGUUUCUAUUCUAGAUUUCAAUUAAUCUAUUAGAAAAAAUCACUAUUCCAGAAGAAAUAAUUAUCAACUAAGAAGAGAGUGGAGGUGACGAUGACUAAAGCAUGUAUUUUAUUUAGGAUGGAGAGGUAGAAAUAUUUUAUUAGCACUCUAAUUCUAAGACUAUUCUAAAGAAACUUGGAGCUGGGAGUUACUUUGGGGAAAUAAGUUUUUUUACUAAUUUGUAAAGAACGGCAUCAGUAUAGAGUGUUAAUUUUGCCAGUCUAUAUUAUUUAAAGAGAUCAGAGUUUAUUAAAAUUCUUUAAAAGUUUCCAAAUUAAAAGGAAAUAUUCUACGAAAUUUCGGAUAAGAUAAAAAAUUAUAACAAUUUUAAUUGCCUUAAUAUUUAAUGCUUUUCUUGCUAGCAAUUAGGACAUAUUUCAAAAAAUUGCCCAAACUUGUCUUUUUAUUUUUUCAAAGACUAAUUCAUUGAAAAAAUGCUUUAAAAUAGAAAGAAAAAGGGAACAGAUUUUUAAAGAAGAAAUAAUUUAAAAUUAGCAACUAUAAGAGAUAUAGACAUAAUAAAACAUUCAUAACAGAAAUUAGAAUAAACACCUUUAAUUCUAUCUUAUAUUAGAGUACAUGAUCUUGAUAAAGAAAUUAAAGAAGACUAAGAAUUUUUAUAAACAGGAAAUAAAUUAGUAAACACACUCAAAAAAGCAAUUUUAAAUUCAUAAAAAAUAAAUACAUCCCAUAAAAACUAGAAAAAGGCUUAAUAAAUAUUUAGUAAUUAACAGAAAAAUGAAUUAAAUUUGUAAAUGGCAUAUUGGACAAAAAUAGAUGAGUUUGAUAAAGUAAAAAUAUAUGAUCACUACUUUAUACAUAAUAAUGUUGAAUAAGCAGAUGAAAAUGAUUAAUUUAUUUAAAAUGGUCAUCUUUUAAAGUCUUCAAAAUUUUCUUUUGACAAAAUUUCUGAAAAAACUCCAUAAAAUCCUUUAUUGAUUCAUAAAAGAAGAAAAUUUGUUAAUGCUUAAGGCACUAUUGAUAAAAUUAUACCAUUUGUAAGUUUAGACUAAGAAUUUAAAUAAUAAUCUUCUUAAAUAUAGUAAUUUUAAGAAGAUCAAUCUGAAUCUUCAGAAUCUUCAGUAAGUAAAAACCAAUCUUAUGAAAUUAGCUAAUCACAAUAAAUUAAUAAACAACCAGUAUAAAAUAUUUAAGAAAAACAGGAAAGCGAAAAUGAUAAAAAUAAUGAUGACUUUGGUUCAUAAGCUUAAACCAUAAAAAAUUCAUAAAAAUUAAUUUUUUUUGAUUAAAUGGAAUAAAACUAUGUAGAAAAUAUUUAAGAUUAUGAAGAUUAUAAUUUAUAGAUAUCAGAUAAUUAAAUUAAUUAUUAUAAUUAGUGCAUUUAAAAUUAAAUAGAUAAAAAGCAAAUAAAUUAAUUAAACCAAUCUAAAUCAUUAUAAAUAGAUUAAAUGUGA
This is a messenger RNA of Tetrahymena thermophila SB210, 3273 nucleotides long. Its product is annotated as cation channel family protein. Gene Ontology annotation, molecular function: nucleic acid binding; voltage-gated potassium channel activity; zinc ion binding. Gene Ontology annotation, cellular component: membrane. The record is from RefSeq and is a predicted model, not a curated record. The transcript is spliced from 11 exons. Gene Ontology annotation, biological process: transmembrane transport; potassium ion transport. Lineage: Eukaryota; Ciliophora; Oligohymenophorea; Hymenostomatida; Tetrahymenidae.